Messenger RNA from Sciurus carolinensis (gray squirrel), 1931 nucleotides. It is a transcript of the gene Agt, whose product is annotated as angiotensinogen. The coding region runs from base 196 to 1629 and encodes 477 amino acids. Gene Ontology annotation, molecular function: serine-type endopeptidase inhibitor activity. Gene Ontology annotation, biological process: regulation of systemic arterial blood pressure by renin-angiotensin. NCBI's taxonomy places the organism in Eukaryota, Metazoa, Chordata, Mammalia, Rodentia, Sciuridae. The transcript is spliced from 6 exons. The record is from RefSeq and is a predicted model, not a curated record.
AGCCAGGGCAAAGCUGCGCCUGCCCAGGGCUGAGGCGGGAGCUGCCUGUGAGGGACCACCUUGGGAGUGUGGCGGAAACGGCUUGUGGGGCUACGUUCACGCGUGAGGAGACAGACGCACCCGCACCUCCACGCAAGUGCCACAGACAGUGCUUCCAGGCAGCAGGGUACACGAGAGUGAGUGCUGUGAUCCGAGAUGGCUCCUGCUGGUGAGGCCCUGAAGGCCGUGGUCCUGUGCCUCCUGGUCUGUGCUGGCCUGGUCACUGGUGACCGGGUGUACGUACACCCCUUCCACCUCCUCUUCUACCCCAAGAGCACCUGUGUCCAGCUGGAGAAACCCAGCAUGGAGACACCCAAAGAGCCGACCUUCACACCAGUGCCGAUUCAGGCCAAGACGGCCCCCGUGGACGAGGAGGCCCUGCGCGCCCAGCUGGUGCUGGUGGCCGAGAAGUUGGAGGCUGAAGACAGACUGAGGGCUGCGCAGGUGGGGAUGAUGGCCAACUUCUUGGGCUUCCGCAUGUACAAGAUGCUGAGCGAGACGGCGGGCGAGGGGGGCACAACUGUCCUCUCCCCCACGGCACUCUUUGGCACGCUGGCCUCCUUCUACCUGGGAGCCCUGGACCCCACGGCCAGCCAGCUGCAGUCACUCCUGGGCGCACCUGGGGAAGACCAGGGCUGCACCUCCCGUCUGGACGGGCACAGGGUCCUCUCUGCACUGCAGGCCACCCAGGGCCUUCUGGUGGCCCAGGGCGGGGACAGCGACCGGGCCCCACUGCUGCUGUCCACGGUGGUGGGGCUGUUCACAGCCCCAGACCUGCGCCUGAAGCGGCCCUUCGUGCAGGGCCUGGCCGCCUUCGCCCCUGUGGUGCUCCCUCGCUCUCUGGACCUGUCCUCAGACCCAGAGCUUGCUGCCCAGAGGAUCGGCAGCUUCCUGCAGGCCGUGACGGGGUGGGCGGCGGGCGGGCCGCCAGCGGGGCCCGCAGCAGGCAGCACCCUGCUUUUCAGCACCUCCGUCCACUUCCAAGGGAGAAUGAAGGGCUUCUCCCUGCUGUCCGGGCCCCAGGAGUUCUGGGUGGACAACAGCACCUCGGAGUCUGUCCCCAUGCUCUCGGGCACCGGCGUAUUCCAGCACUGGACCGAUGUGCAGAACAACUUCUCAGUGACCCGUGUGCCCAUGGGCGGAAGCGCCUUCCUGCUGCUGAUCCAGCCCAGCUGUGCCUCUGACCUGGACAGGGUUAAGGCCCUCGUCUUCCACCACGACUUCCUGGCCUGGAUGAAGAACCUGUCUCCCCGGGCCAUCCGCCUGACCAUGCCCGCACUGAAGCUGCGAGGCUCCUAUGACCUGCAGGACCUGCUGGCCCGGGCCAAGCUGCCCACCCUGCUGGGCACGGAGGCGAACCUGGGCAGGAUCAGUGAUGCUGACCUCAGAGUGGGAGAGGUGGUGAACAGCAUUCUUUUUGAACUCAAAGAGGAUGAGGAAGAGCAGCCUGCAGAGUCUGCCCAGCAGCCCAGUGUGUCUGAGGCCUUGGAGGUGACACUGAAUAGCCCGUUCUUGUUUGCCAUCUAUGAAAAGGACUCUGGUGCCCUGCACUUCCUGGGCCAUGUGGACAACCCCCUGAACGUGAUGUGAGGCCCUGCAAGGUUGCUGUGCCUGGCUGUCAGACUAGGGUCAGCAGCAGAGCCACCUGCUCUGCUGCCACCGUCUCCUCCCUGUCCCCCAGUGAGUUGGCGGGGCUCCUUACCGAGUGUGGCACCGUGAACAGAGCAGCAGGCUUGUUCUGGAGAGUGGGUGGGAGACAGGAACCUGGGCUAGGCCAGGACUCUUCUGCAGAGAAUCUGAACAGACUGACUUGUCUGUGAAACCCAAGUGUGCCCUUUUAACAGAAAUUAGGCUUUAAAAUUAAAACACCUUGUCUUGCUGCCUUGGAUUCA